Messenger RNA from Neohortaea acidophila, 681 nucleotides. RefSeq lists its product as uncharacterized. NCBI's taxonomy places the organism in Eukaryota, Fungi, Ascomycota, Dothideomycetes, Mycosphaerellales, Teratosphaeriaceae. The transcript has a single exon. Gene Ontology annotation, cellular component: nucleus. Bases 1 to 681 code for a protein of 226 amino acids. The record is from RefSeq and is a predicted model, not a curated record.
AUGCUCCGACCGAAGAGUGCAGUGCGGAAGGCCACAAAUCAAUCAACGGCAGCUCCAACCACGAGGAGAGCGGCUCCUGUUGCGAAAGAGUCAACAUCGAAGAACAAGGCGUAUGCGACAACUACUCAACAGAGAUCGAACACAAAAGGACGGGCAUCCAGAAGCAAAUUGGACGCUUCCCCAACGAAACAGCCAGCGAGUGUGAUUGAGACCAACCCGAAGACCAAGUCUGAGCGAGAAUUAUGGCAGACGCAGAAAAAUGCUCUGAAGGAGAAAUUUGGCGAACAGGGAUGGCAGCCACGCAAGCGCCUGUCACCAGAUACACUGGACGGUAUCCGCGCUCUGCACGUCUCUGAUCCCAACGCUUAUACAACACCCGUCCUCGCCGCACACUUCCAGGUCACUCCCGAGGCCAUUCGUCGUAUCCUCAAGUCCAAAUGGCGGCCCAAUACCGAAGAAAUCGACGAUCGAAAGGACCGCUGGGAGCGGCGAGGAGAGCGCAAGUGGAAAGCCAUGGCAGAGCAGGGCACGCGACCCCCAGCGAAGUGGCGAGCGAAGGGCAUCAAGACCCCGCACGCGGAGCAAAAGAGAGCUGCCAGGCGGCAGGAUGGACGUUAUGUCAGAUGGGAAGAUGACACGCUAGAAGGUGCUGGCUCCUCGCUCGCGCAGAGGAUUCGGUGA